Messenger RNA from Vigna unguiculata (cowpea), 1619 nucleotides. Its product is annotated as protein DOG1-like 4. Gene Ontology annotation, molecular function: sequence-specific DNA binding. NCBI's taxonomy places the organism in Eukaryota, Viridiplantae, Streptophyta, Magnoliopsida, Fabales, Fabaceae. Gene Ontology annotation, biological process: DNA-templated transcription. The record is from RefSeq and is a predicted model, not a curated record.
AUUAUGACUUCAUACUAUUCUCUCAUUUUUCUCAAUUCGCCUUCACACACGCAUUGCACACACAUUUUAUUAAAUAUCUUUCACUAAAUACAUUAUAUAGCAGCAUAUGUAGUUUAGUUGAAAUUAAUUCCCACAGAUGACAUACACUGAAUCCAAUGACAUGUCUCUCCCUAUAAAAACCACAAUUCUGUGUACCUCUGUCUUGUGCUGCUCCUAAACGUUCUUCUACUUUGUUCUCAGCUAUGUCUGAGGUUCCUUGCGAUUGCAACCGCACCACUGAAAAUGGUGCUGAAACUGAAAGCUUUCACCAGUUUUUUGAGUGCUGGAUUUCAGAGCAAAACCAGCAUCUGAAGGAGCUUUUAGUUGCAGAAUCAAGUCAGCUAACAGGUGAGGAACUUCAGGCACUGAGUGAAAAGGUGGUUGAGCAUUAUGAGUACUACUACAAGGCCAAGUCAAGGUGUGCAAAGCAAGAUGUGUUGGCCAUGUUGUCCCCACCAUGGAUGAGUUCCUUGGAAGAGGCUUUUCUAUGGAUUGGUGGAUGGAGACCAAGCAUGGCCUUUCACCUGCUAUAUUCCAAGUCUGGUUUGCAAUUUGAGGCCAGGUUCAAUGAACUGAUCCAGGGUCUAAAAACACAUGACUUGGGAGAUCUUUCAGCAUCCCAAAUAGCUGAGCUUGAUGAGAUGCAAAGGAGGACGAUCUCAGAGGAGAGGGAGAUCACAGAUUUGAUGGCAAGUCACCAGGAGACUUUGGCUGAUGCAUCAAUGGUGGAGUUGUCUCAUGUUGCUUCUGAGAUGAUUAGAGGCAAUGAAGGAGGAGAGGUUGAGGAGAGUAAAGUGAUAGAAGAGAAGGUUGAAUCAGCACUGGUUCCAAAGGAAAAGGGUUUGGAGAAAAUCCUGCAGAAAGCUGAUGAACUUAGGUUGGGAACAGUGAAGGGUAUUGUUAAUGUUCUGACUCCAAAACAGGCCAUUCAUUUCUUGAUUGCUGCUGCAGAACUGCACCUGAGGUUACAUGAGUGGGGAAAGAAGAUAGAUGCCAGAAAGGGAAAUCUUGGUACUGCUGGUGAAGGUAAAAACUGUAAUUCAUCAAUUUGAAGAUGGCAACACUUAUAAGAGAAUUGUGCUAACUUGGAUUUUAUGUUGUUGUAGUAAGUAACUCACAAGUUGAAAAAAGCAAAGAGGAUGUGAUAAGGAUAGCUUUCUUUUUGGUAGGGUGAGAAUGAGAUCAAAUCAAGUUAAGUCGGCUUUGAAAAUGAAAUUGUAAUGCUUAAAUUUGAAACAUAUGAAACAAACUAAAAGUGUUUUUUUUUUACCACACCAAAUAAUCUCACAAGAUGAAGUUUAAAACAGUUUAAAUAUUCAUUUUUUUCUUCUUUGAAACAAACAAAUAUGUUGAAAGAAUGGUGAAAGAAAAGUUGAGAUAGGAAAUGUUGGAGAAGAAUGAGAAAAACAAGAUAAUGGAAAGAAGCACCGACUCUCUCUUGUCGGCAUAUUGUUUCAGGGGUGAUCAUGUCAUGAAACAUAGCUGAACUCUGAACCUUUCAUUUUUAGAGUGAAAAUUAGGCUUAAUUCAAUUGUACAGGAUUAGUUUACAAAUUCAAUAAAUAUUCUCUUUCAACUAAA